GUGACAAAAAAAGAAGAGAAACAAUGGUCCCACUCAUUCAUUCAUCACAUUAUUGUUUUGUUUACACUGAUGCACCGUGCACACGCACGCUCGACCAGCCCACCUCGCCCCCUACCCCUACACCCCCAAAAAAUGAACGAAAGAAAAAAAACCUGCCUCUGUUUGGCAGCGGGAGGGCGUGGCUCAUGUCAGCGAGUGUGUCUCUCCAUAUUCAUACGAGGGCUUCUUCAAGCCUCCUCAUCUCUCGCUGACACGGAUGCGCAAACCGCAGCGCCCCCGUCAAGUAUCCCAGUGUUUCCCAACCUUCAUUUUGUGCUCAAAAGAUCUCACGGUACACCGCCAGACAAAAAUGUCCCAGGAAGUCUGCAGUGUAUAAGCCCAAUGUACCUAAAUAACGGUACAGUAAGAUGUCCAUUCAGUAGAAGAGCAUAAAAUUGUUCUGCCUUUAUGUCACUAUACAAUACUGGCAUAAAUAUAUGAACAAAGAUACAUUAGAUUUACUUGAGAGCGGGCACAUUUGGAUUACAGCGGCAAUUCCAGCGCGAUCGCAGUCGUCCAGCAUGGGAUCCAACCCAAAAAGGACAGUGACCGUCCAGAUGGUGCCUCAGCUGCCUGCGGCGGAAACUCUCGCCAAUAAGGAGACCAACGCCAACUGGACCACGGAGCCGAACCUGAUAGCCUCCCAAGUUUGUUGCACAUUGCCUGGCCGCAAACUGGAUAAGACCGAGUCGGUAGUGCCCGUUAGCACCCGCAAGCCGAUUGAGGACAUGUCAAGCAAAGGUGUGGCUGAAGUGGGAGAGUUAAGAGAUGCUAAUGCUAACAUUAGCAACAUGUUAAGCCUGGCUGACGAGAAAGUUUCCAAGAGUCCCGGCUGCCGGGUAAAAACACCCAAGGACGAAGCGAGCGUCAAAACCGCGAUGCGAAAUAUCUCAUCCAAACGUAACAACGGCGCGAGACACCUCGCGCCUGAACCGGAGAAAGAGACGGCUGUGGAGAGUCUGUCAGUUCACAAAGAUGAGGACGGCUCGAGUCCUAAGGAGCCUGGUCACAAACGAAAACACUCCGUUUCGCUUCAGGAGGCACCCAAGCUCAAAGAAAGCGCAGAAACUGUGCCCUUGUUCAACUCCGCUUUGCCUUCAACCAACAGCCAGGGCAUCGACAAAACACCUGUGGAAAAAGUGUCUGUAGACAAAGUAUCCGUCGACAAACACCAGCCGGUACCCUUGCAGACAGAGCCCUUGUCCUUGCCCUUGGUGACGCAAAAAGUCCAGGAACAUCCGGAAAGUCCGACCGAGUCUCACUGUAAGCUCUACAGGGAGGCUUCCACCAUGACCUCCCCUCGACUACCUUCCACCGCGGUCGAACGGGGCCGCGACGCCGAGGUCCAGGCGGUAGCCGCCACCAGCUGCAAGGCCGUGUCCACCAGCCCAAGCCUGCUGCCCAUCAGGCUCAACGCAGGCACCCUUGAGGAAGCGCAGAGCCUCAAUCGGGCCGACGGGAGUUUGGGCUUCCACCAGAUUGAGCCACCCAUGAAGAUUCACUCGCCGCCCACCACGGAGAGGCUCACCGUUGAGGCGGAAAUGUGCCCCGCCGCCGCGGUUGACUCCAAGCUGGGGGCGAAGCCUAAAGAAAGCGCGCCGACUCUCAGCAGCAUCCAACCGGUGUACCAGAUCAACAUCGAGCACAGUCAUCGCAAGGAGCCAGAGAACAGAAAUGCGGCGGACAUACCGGUGACCGACUCCCAAAAGACGGAUGUCCCUACCAGGUCCGGAUUCGCAGACAAGGCUGUUACAGCUCAUAUCAAACUAUCAACGCCCAGGAACACGUCGUCAUCCACGUUGGAGGAAGCAAAAGGUACAAAAGACUCGGAAAAAGAAACGGAGACCAAUUCUGGCAAGCGGCAAACAGAAGUCGAGGAAAGCGACGACGAGAAGCAGACGCGGAAGAGCGUCCACGACGUCGUCUGGGAUGAGCAGGGUAUGACCUGGGAGGUUUACGGUGCAUCGGUGGACCCCGAAUCCCUGGGCUUCGCCAUCCAGAGCCACCUGCAGUGCAAGAUCAAGGAGCAGGAGAGAAAACUGAUCGCCCAGACCUCCUUCCGCAAGUCCAUCACUGGCCCGGACUCGCCGAGGGCGGAAAAGAAGAGCAAACGACGGCAGAGCAACCCCUUUCAGUCCAUCCUGCGGAACGUGCGUCGCCCCAACUGCUGCGCACGCCCCGCUCCUUCGGCCGUGCUCGAUUAGAUGUCGAGCAAAUGUUCAAGUCUCCCACCCUCCACCAUCACCAGCCCCUCCCACCAGAGUUCAAAGUGGCCGAUGUAGUGAGGCCACGCGACGGGGCAGCGCUUCCCGUGAGUAUCUCAGAAUGUGGUAGACUAGACCAUUUGUGACAUUUGUGACUCAAAGGAAGCGAAAAGGGUGUACCGACGAACAAUUCGUUUUGAUAGAAAUGGAUAUUUAAAUCUCAAAAACGGAGGGUAUGUCUAUAAAAGAGAGAACGUCUAUACAGUCAACUAAUCUAUGGCAAUAAUAGAGAAACGCAUGUGUGUUAGUCGCAAUGGCAACAGUUAUAUGGCAACGAAGAACUUGCAUUAAAAAAAAAAUAAAAAAUUUAAAAAGGUCGCUGUUACAGCCGGUAUGAUUUCUUGUUAAAUCUUUGUGCAAAUAUACGAAACCAAGAUCUCGCCGCAGUUUUUUAUUUAUUUAUUCAUUUAAUUUUUUUUUUUUAGAUGUUCGGGAUCCUGUAUUUUGAGUCCCCCACACCCCACCUUUCAUGAACCUUUAUUUUCUAGUGCCGUCAGAAAAAGACCAAGGAACUGUCUGCAUUCAUGUCUGUUUACUCUUUGGUUUUGUAUUAAAAGAUGAAAAAAAAAAAAUCUAGUGUCAGACG
Molecule: messenger RNA, 2889 nt
Organism: Hippocampus zosterae (dwarf seahorse)
Lineage: Eukaryota; Metazoa; Chordata; Actinopteri; Syngnathiformes; Syngnathidae
Gene: gprin3b
Product: GPRIN family member 3b
Exons: 3
Coding region: 477-2243 (588 amino acids)
Biological process (GO): neuron projection development
Cellular component (GO): plasma membrane
Source: RefSeq, a predicted model, not a curated record